AUGAACGAGGAUCCCACGCCGACAGCUCCGGCACCACACGGAGAGGACGGCAGCCACCCCGGAAACGAGUCCGACCCUCCGAGCGAGGACACUCGCAGCCAUGCCGAGUCAUCCCGGCGGCAACGGCGGCGUCGCCGUGCUAAUAAGAGACACAACUCUGCGCUCUCUAAGAAGCUCGAAUUCAUGACACAUCUCCUUACGAACCUUGAUCAGUUAUUUUUCGCCGAGGUUGCUGCUUUGUACUAUUUAGAAUUAUCUCUUCUCGCCAUGGACAUCUUUAUCCUCGCACUGCAGGCUCUCAUGCUUGCUGUUCACUCCCAACGAGAGGCACUCCGAGGCGCUGUCAAACCCAACCGUGGAAGCAUAGACUUCCUUCCCGAGCUUCGCCGCCAAAUUCGAGCGCAAACGAGUCGCACGGGAGAUCAGCGGACUCAGAGGCGCCAGAGGAAUAGGAGUGGUUCCACGGCUAGUCAGAAUCCCCCUGAUGUGGAGAUGGGCCUAGGAAUCAGCAGCGACGAGGCUAUGCACGGAGAUCGGGAUGAUGAGACAACCCGUCUCAUAACGGAACAGCCCACGCCCGCGAACUCGGGCCAGCAGCUUUCCGAAAUAUAUGCCUCUGGAAAUGCUGUCGUGGGGGACUUCCACCUUGUGCAAAGCAUGCGACUGGCGAGCACGGGUUAUACUGCGGCGGCUGCGCAUUCAAUCAGGACGCUAGGAUACACGGCUUCUCUUGCCACGCUCCUGACAUCACGCGAGAGCGAGAGAAGCAUACGGCCGAGUAGGCGCAGCGUGCGAGGAAGAGACAGAGGAUGA
Parascedosporium putredinis is the source of this 813-nucleotide messenger RNA. The record is from the annotation of a GenBank genome assembly. Lineage: Eukaryota; Fungi; Ascomycota; Sordariomycetes; Microascales; Microascaceae.